Molecule: messenger RNA, 1645 nt
Organism: Sorex fumeus (smoky shrew)
Lineage: Eukaryota; Metazoa; Chordata; Mammalia; Eulipotyphla; Soricidae
Product: alcohol dehydrogenase S chain
Exons: 11
Coding region: 103-1275 (390 amino acids)
Biological process (GO): retinoic acid metabolic process; retinol metabolic process
Cellular component (GO): cytosol
Molecular function (GO): all-trans-retinol dehydrogenase (NAD+) activity; zinc ion binding
Source: RefSeq, a predicted model, not a curated record
AAGACGUGGCAAGAAUUCACCAGAAAAGAAACAAAAACAUGAGCACAGCAGGAAAAUAAAAGGCAGGCUCUGUGGAUGUAAUGCUCUAUCAGAUUCGGGCAGAUGGGCUGGAGCCAUAACAGAGUCAUCAAGUGCAAGGCCGCUGUGCUCUGGGAGCUGAAGAAGCCGUUUGCCAUCGAGGAGGUGGAGGUCGCACCCCCUAAGGCUCAUGAAGUUCGUAUUAAGAUGGUGGCCACGGGGAUCUGUCGCACAGAUGACCACAUCAUCGCCGGCUCCCUUUUCGCACCACUCCCCUUGGUGCUGGGCCACGAGGGGGCCGGCAUUGUGGAGAGCGUCGGAGAAGGCGUGACGAGCGUCAGACCAGGUGAUAAAGUCAUCCCGGUGUUCCUUCCCCAGUGUGGAAAGUGCAAGGUCUGCAAGCACCCAGAAGGCAACCUCUGCUUGAAAAUUGACGUUUUCAAGCCGAGUGGGACCAUGCAGGACGGGACCACCAGGUUCACCUGCAGAGGAAAGCCCAUCAACCACUUCAUGGGCACCAGCACCUUCUCCCAGUACACGGUGGUGCAAGAAUGUGCAGUGGCCAAAAUCAAUGCUGCCUCCCCGCUGGACAAAGUCUGUCUCAUUGGCUGUGGGUUUUCUACCGGGUACGGGUCUGCCACCAAAGUUGCCAAGGUCACUCCAGGCUCUACGUGCGCCGUGUUUGGUCUUGGAGGAGUCGGCCUGUCCGUUGUGAUGGGCUGUAAAGCAGCGGGGGCAGCCAGGAUCAUCGGAAUAGAUAUCAACAAAGACAAAUUUGCAAAGGCCCAAGAGGUGGGUGCCACCGAGUGCAUCAGCCCAAGGGACUUCCAGAAACCCAUCGAGGAGGUGCUGAAGGAGAUGAGUGGAGGAGGUGUAGACUUUUCCUUUGAAGUCAUUGGUCGGAUCGACACCAUGAUGUCUGCCCUGAUGUGCUGUCAAGCCUCGUAUGGAGUAAGCGUCAUUGUUGGAGCUGCUCCUAACUCAGAGAUGCUUUCACUGAACCCCAUGCUGCUGCUGACAGGACGCACAUGGAAAGGAGCUCUUUUUGGUGGCUUUAAGAGUAACGAUUCUGUCCCAAAACUUGUUGAAGAUUUUAUGGCUAAGAAGUUUCCAAUGGAUUCAUUAAUAAGCCAUGUUUUACCUUUUGAAAAAAUUAAUGAAGGAUUUGAGCUGCUUCGUUCUGGAAAGAGCAAAUUUAUGCCUGGAAAUCUAGUCUGCAAGGAUAAAGAAAUCAUCCGUACGGUCCUGACGUUCUGAGGUCACAUGAAGGUUACCUUUGCUGGGAGCAACAUCCCAGCCCUUCCACCAUGAGGAACAUCCUCUGAAUGACACCACUAACUCUGGUUUUGAAAGAUGCCGUCAUCAUUCACACAUGUAUAUUUUGCAAAAUCAAUGAUUGUUGUGGAAUCAUAGUAAGAAAAUGUGUGAGACCUUACUUUGUGAGGGCUAGAUAAAAACGAUCAACUUCUUUCUUAGCUGUUCUUAGUUUGUCAUUUUUCCCUUUGAGCAAAGAUGUUUCUCUUCACCUGUUGCAUUUUGUUGUAUCUUUGCUGCCCUAUGUCCUGAUGUUAACCUACUUGCUCCCGUAAUCAAGAUGAACAAUUGUAUUUGAAACUUUCUGCUUCUA